Acytostelium subglobosum LB1 is the source of this 1083-nucleotide messenger RNA. RefSeq lists its product as hypothetical. The record is from RefSeq and is a predicted model, not a curated record. The coding region runs from base 1 to 1083 and encodes 360 amino acids. The transcript is spliced from 2 exons. Lineage: Eukaryota; Evosea; Eumycetozoa; Acytosteliales; Acytosteliaceae.
AUGGAGAAUCUACCAUUGCUUGUAUUGUGGAAGAUCCAAACAAUGUUGGAGGAUAACAUUGAUCGAGUAUCUUUGGUACUCACAUGUAAAUAUUGGUUCCACUGUCGAAGCUAUAUCCUCAGAUUCAAGGAGUACAACAGUGAUGAUGAAUCAUUAAUAUUCAAUGGUUCAAGGGUAUUCCAACUGGUUAACAAGUGUUAUGAUGAUGAUAUAACAUUUGGAUUGGACUUUGAUAUGUUGGUCGACUCAUCACCGUCGGCCAACUCACAUCUGUGUUAUGUGGAGUCGAUUGAUGAGCUCAAGGAGUGUCCAAAGAAUAUUACUGUUGUCAACUUUGGAAAGAACUUCAAUGGUGUCUUUGCCAAGGGUGAUAUCCCGGACUUUAUCACCGAGAUAAGGUUCGGAAACAAUUACAAGAGGGAGAUAGGACCCGAUAUCCUGCCAAAGAGCCUCAAGAAGCUGGUGUUUGGAAAGUCUUUCGACACCUCCAUCAAGCCAAAUGUCCUCCCUGCAGGACUGGAAACACUUUCAUUCGGUGACAACUACUCACAACCAAUCUUGCCCAACUCUCUCCCAAAGACUCUUACCACAUUGGACUUUGGUGACAUGUUCAAUCACAAGCUGGGGCAAGAUAUCCUGCCGCCAACACUCACUCGCUUGUCCAUCGGAUGCUGUUACAUCCAUCCAUUGACCAAGGACUCGUUGCCUCCAACUCUCAAGCAUCUGUCAAUCAAUCACCGAUACGCCGCUCAUCAAGGUUAUGGUGAGAUCCCAGACAGUGUUGAGUACCUCGUGGCCAAGAUCACACAUGUCUACUCCAAGCCGUACUCAUCUUUCUACCAACCCCUGCGCAACCAAAUUAGCAAGAACACGGUGUGCAACAUGACACUGGACAUCAACAGCGCAUGCAAGGUGCAGAUCAGAGAGUUUGGCAAUGGUUAUUCAUACAUCUUGUUGAAUCAUACACUUGGCGCAUUCAUCCGAACUGAGCUCAUCAACGAUGAACUAUUCACAAAGAAGGCCGUACUUGAUAGGGUCAACAGGAAGACUGAACGAAACAAUAUUCCAACAUACCUAAUGUAG